UCAAAACAUUCCACUUAUAAAAUCUAAUUUCAUAAUUAAAUAAUUAAAAGGUAACAAAACAAACUACUGAGAAAAAAAAAACAUAGAAGUUUGAGUGUGUGAAGUUCUGAACCACACAAAAUGUCUUCCAUGGCUUUCUCCACAACUUUCUUCACACCUCUUCAUGAUUUCAAUCAAUCUAGAACAAAUCCAAUCCCUUCCACUUCUUUCAAACCCUCAAUUGCUUCUUCAAAGUCACCUUUUUUUCAACAUGGGUUUUCUCAACAAACCUCUUUCAAUUCUCCCAAACUUGUUUUGAAGACUAGGUCUUUUUCAGUCAAUGCAAGAGCUGCUACAGAAAAAACCAUUUAUGAGUUUACUGUCAAGGAUAUUGAUAAGAAGGAUGUUUCUCUUAGCAAAUAUAAGGGGAAGGUUCUCUUGAUUGUUAAUGUUGCUUCAAAAUGCGGUUUGACAUCAUCAAACUACUCGGAACUGUCGCACUUAUAUGACAAAUUUAAAAGUAAAGGUUUGGAGGUGCUAGCUUUCCCUUGCAAUCAAUUUGGCAUGCAGGAGCCUGGAUCAAAUGAAGAAAUUAAGAAAUUUGCUUGCACUAAGUUCAAAGCAGAAUUUCCAAUUUUUGAUAAGGUUGAUGUAAAUGGACCAUUUACUGCUCCGGUAUACCAGUUUCUGAAAUCAAGUUCUGGUGGCUUUUUCGGGGAUCUUGUCAAGUGGAAUUUCGAGAAAUUCUUGAUUGAUAAAAAUGGUAAAGUCAUUGAAAGAUACCCACCAACAACUUCUCCUUUUCAAAUUGAGAAGGAUAUCCAGAAGUUACUUGCUGCUUGAGUAUCCAGGAAAAAGAAAGAAAGGGUAGCUGUACCUAGGAGCAAAACCGAAGACAUGCCUGCACAAGGAGUUAAAGUUUAUGACAAACAAUAAACAUAAUUAUGUAUAAAUUCGUUUUGCAUCUAUUAUAAUUGGUAUAUUAUAGAGAAGAAGAAAAAUGUGGAGAGAGUUCAUCAAUGGCCAGAAUUUUCUUUUAAUUUUUUAACAUUAUUUCACUUUCCUUCAAUCGUUUGAAUAUAAAUUAGGAAGUAAAGGUUUUUGUUGGAAAAAAUUUACAACUUCAAUGGAGAGUACCUUUCAUUUUCUAAUUCUA
This is a messenger RNA of Cicer arietinum (chickpea), 1135 nucleotides long. Its product is annotated as phospholipid hydroperoxide glutathione peroxidase, chloroplastic. Gene Ontology annotation, biological process: response to oxidative stress. Gene Ontology annotation, molecular function: peroxidase activity. NCBI's taxonomy places the organism in Eukaryota, Viridiplantae, Streptophyta, Magnoliopsida, Fabales, Fabaceae. The record is from RefSeq and is a predicted model, not a curated record.